Talaromyces marneffei is the source of this 4905-nucleotide messenger RNA. RefSeq lists its product as uncharacterized. Gene Ontology annotation, cellular component: ciliary inversin compartment. Gene Ontology annotation, biological process: protein localization to ciliary inversin compartment; proteolysis. The transcript has a single exon. Lineage: Eukaryota; Fungi; Ascomycota; Eurotiomycetes; Eurotiales; Trichocomaceae. Gene Ontology annotation, molecular function: aspartic-type endopeptidase activity; protein binding. The coding region runs from base 1 to 4905 and encodes 1634 amino acids. The record is from RefSeq and is a predicted model, not a curated record.
AUGCUAGCCGAGAAUCAACCGUGUAAAACUUCCAGGUACAGGGAGGGAGAUAUAGGGUCAGAGGCCACCAAGGCUUCUGAGCCGUCCAAAGCACUGGACUCUGACUCCGAGAUAUGGGAGGCAAUGGAGAAGGCUACGGUGGAGUUUGGGCUCUGUCCUAAUCGCGUAUGGGCAGCAGUUCGGAGUCAUCAACAGAGGGAGAAGAUUCUCCCACAUCUGAUGGAUCGUCGCACUAAUGAACCUAUGAGGGGCCAUGAAAACCACAACCAGUGUGGCUUUGAUUUCUGUGAACAUUCACAGCGCGACUUCACAUCGGUGGUGCAGCGACACGAAUUGGAAUCUUGCGCGGACUAUCCCUGCAAACGCCUCCGCGAUCGUUUCCCAACGGAUCUCUUAGAAGAGGCUGUCAAGGCCGGAAAAUUGACUGCGUGGAAGUUGGAUGGGAAGUCGUUGGUCGAACCGCCCCAGACAUUUAUGGCCAUUUCGCAUGUGUGGUCAGACGGGACCGGGACAGGAGGUUUGAGCCAAGGCGGGAUCAACCAAUGUCUAUAUAACUACUUCAAGGGCAUUGCUGAACGGUUGCAAUGCGAAGGAAUAUGGUGGGACUCAAUCUGCAUUCCGAGAGAAAAGGCUGCUCGCAACAUUGCCAUAAACCGGAUGCAGAGCAAUUAUGAAGUGGCGCGAGUAACAUUGAUUCACGACUGCUAUCUGCGAGAAUGGGAGUGGUUUGAUGCUGAAACGGCAUGCUUCGCUAUCAUUAUGUCGCCUUGGUUCAGUCGUGGCUGGACAGCGUUGGAAUUGGCCAAGUCACGCAAGGUUAAAGUCAUUUUCAAAGACUCAAUCAUAAAGGACCUUGAUGAGGAUAUUCUUGUUAAGCCCGGUACCAAACCCAUCAGCAACCGCCAUCGAAUUGCAUCGGAGAUGAUUGCCAACUUGAGACAAGAGACAAUCACGACGAUCAACGGCCUUCUGCAAAUUCUUCAUUCACGCCAUACUUCAUGGCCAAGAGAUAUGGCCAUCAUCUCCGGCCUUUUGACAGGAAUCGAAAUCAAGCCUGACGCUUUCCAGCAAAGAAUUUACGCUGAUGUGCUGACCAAGAUCGGCAAGCUCUCUCACGUACACCUAUUUCACAAGUCACCAACUAUGUCAGAGGGGUUCAGUUGGUGCCCAACAAGUCUACUCGACAUGCAAAUAUCUCAAACCGAGCCGACUCUCAAACUCCAUGGCAACGGAGACAUUACUGGUCAAUGGAGAAUCAUUCGCCGACCCUCCAGUAUCCCCAAGCAAAAUUAUAACUGGAAGGAUGUACAUCCUUUGAUUGGAGCGAGGCUGCGUUCAGCUUUGCUGGAAAUAGGGGAUUACCAGCUUCUAGUAGAACCCGACGAUCAUGGACCUGGUUUCGAAGCUACGAGCAAAGUUGGAGUAACCCGUGCACUGCUGGUGAAAUCUGUGGAAAUUGGGACGUCGAGUAAAUAUCAAUAUGUGGGUUCGGUUUAUUUUAAAGCCCCAGUCAUAAUGCAGGAGAGUGAUGAGUCUGGGAUGCCGUCCUUGGAGGCAACUAUAUGUAGUUCCAAGGAAGCCUCGAAUGUGCCUAGGAGGCGUUUCAGUAGAGACCAGAUCAUCAAACACCUCAGUCCUGAAGAGAAUGGGAGAAAGCUAAUAUUGGCGUCCAGGGUCGGAGACGACAAGGAGGUCUGCCGACUUGUGGAGAUUGGGGCUAACUCAAGCUGGGAGGAUGAACGUACCUGGACAGCCUUGCACUACGCAAGCUGGCUAUGUUAUGACCGUGUGGUUGAAACACUUAUUGGCAGCUCUGGUCACUCAGCCCUGGAUCACCUGGGACAGUCUGCAUUACAUCUUGCAUCUGAGCGAGGUAGUCAAAAGAUAGUCGGCCUACUGCUUGCUCGAGGCGCAGAUCCUAACAUCCAGGACUCGAAGGGCCAGACAGCGCUACAUCGAGCGGCCUGGGGGAGUUGUACACAGAUUGUCGAACAGUUGUUAUUGGGAGGAGCCGAUCCAAAUAUUCAAGACUCGGUAGGGAAGACAGCACUGCAUGUUGCGGCACAGUACAGUCAUAUUGAGACGGUGCAGUUGUUGGCAAAUGGAGCUUCGAAUCUCUACAUUUCUGAUUGUCAUGGGAACCACCCGUUACACGUUGCCGCUGAAGCGGGGGAUAUUAUUAUAUUGCACCUUCUUCUAGAUGCGGGAGCCGACCUUUCUGUGUUAAAUUCUGAUGGGUGGAGGGCUUUGCACUUAGCAGCGGCAAGAGGGCAUGACGCAAUCGUGCGAAUGCUCCGAGAAAAGGAUGCCAGUUUGGUAUGCUCUGAUACUUGGAAGCUGCUGCAGUCAGCAGCUAAAGGAGGGCUUGAAUGGGUUAUCCACGAAUUGUUACGUGAUAACGAAGCAGAUAUAUGCAUUACAGAUUCAGAAGGGCGUUUGGCACUUCACAGAGCAGCCGAGGGAGGGAGUGAAAUCGUAGCAAGACAGCUGCUUGAAAAGGGGGUUGAUAUCGACUCAAAGGAUCGAAACCGUCGGACACCGCUCUCAUGGGCGGCCCAGAACGGACAUGAGGCUGUCGUUCGGUUGUUGCUUGAGAAGGGUGCUGAUCCUAACUCAAAGGACCACAAAGAUAAGACACCUCUAUGGUGGGCAGCGGGGAAUGGACAUGAGGCAGCCAUUCGAUUGCUGAUUGAAAAUGGUGCCAAUUAUAAGUCGAAGGAUGAAUACGGCCGGACGCUAAUAUGGUGGGCGGCUGAAGACGGGUACGAGAACGUUGUUCGGCAACUGCUCGAGUAUGGCGAUAUUGACCUGAAAGAUGAAUACGGACCACUGUUGCGUAGGGCAGCUGAGAAUGGGCACGAGACAGUAGUUCAGCUGCUGGUUGCCAAUAGUGCUGAUCCUAAUUCUAGCCAGACUAUGCUGUCAUGGGCGGCUGAGAAUGGACAUGACGCCGUCGUUCGGAAACUGCUCGAGAACGGCACUGAUCCUAUGUUGAAGGAUAGUUCGGGCCAGACGUCGUUAUGGCUAGCGGCCAAGAAUGGACACGAAGCUGUUGUUCGGCUGCUGCUUAAGCAUCGUGCCGAUCCUAACUCGAAUGGCGUCGACUCGCCGCUGCGACGGGCGGCUGAGAAUGGAUAUAAAGCUGUCGUUCGUUUGCUGCUAGAGAGUGGUGCUGAUCCUAAUUCUGGGCUGAAUUUUGCUGCCAAAAAUGGGCAUAUAGCUGUUGUACGACUGCUCGUUGAGAAUGGCGCCGGCCACAGUCUGAAGGACGACCGUGGUUGGACGCCGCUGCACAUGGCGGCCGAGAGCGGGCACGAGGAUGUUAUUCGUCUGCUAUUAGAGAAGGGCGCUUGUAUAGAGUCAAAGGACCAUGAGGGCCGGACGCCCUUGUGGUGGGCCUCCAGAAACGGACAUGAGGCUGUCAUUCAGUUGCUGCUCAAGAAUGGCGCUGAGCUUUGUAUAAAGGAUGACCACGAUUGGACGCCCCUGCAAAUGGCGGCUGAGAACGGGCAUGAAGAUGUCGCUCAGCUGUUACUUGAGAACGCUGCGGAUGUAGAGUCAAAGGAUCGUGAAGGCCAGACGCCGCUGCGAAAAGCGGCUGAGAAUGGGCAUGAGGGCAUCGUUCGACUGCUAAUCAAAAAUGGGGCUAAUCCUAUGUCGAAGGAUAAAUUUGACGGGACACCACAUUGGUCGGCAGUCAAGAACGGACACAAGGCAGUUGUUCAGCUCCUGCUUGAGAAUGGCCCAGAUCCUGGACCGAGGGCUGACAACAACAUUAGGACACUGUUGGUGUGGGCGUCCGAGAACGGACACGAAGCUAUUGUUCGGCUACUGCUCGAAAAAGGUGCCGACUCGAAGGGUAGUAACUGGCCGUUGUGGUAUGCGGCAGAGAAUGGACACGAAGGUGUUGUUCGUCUGCUGCUCAAGAACAGCGUCGAUCCUAAUGACCUUCAGCGGCCACUGUUAGGAGCAGUUGAUAACGGACACUUGGAAGUUACUCGGCUGCUGCUUAAAAACGGUGCUGAUGUAGAGUCAGAGGACUACUUCAACAAGCGACGGCCGUUGUGGAUAGCAGCCGAGAAGGGAAACGAGGCUGUCGUGCGGAUCCUGCUUGAGAAUGGUGCAGAUCCUAGAUCAAAACAUAGCAACGGCGAUACAGCACUGUCAUCGGCGGCCAACAAGGGGCACGAACCUGUCGUACGACUGUUGCUUGAGAAUGGCACCGACAUAGAGUUAACGGACCAAAAUGGCAAUAAAACGCCGCUAUGGUGGGCGACCACACGUGAACAUGCCGCCGUCACUCGGUUACUGCUCGAGAACGGCGCCAACGCUAAGCUGAAGAAUGCACACGGCGACACACCACUGCAUGAUGCGGCGCGAUACGGUAAUGAGGCUGUUGUUCGGUUGCUGAUCGAGAACGGCGCUGAGAUAGAGUCGGAAAACUGGCGUGGCGAAACGCCGCUACACUGCGCUACGGGAAAUAGGCGCGACAUUGUAAAAGUAUUGUUGGAGAACGGCGCCAAUAUCAAGUCGAAGGAUGAACAAGGCCAGACACCGUUGCAGCGAGCGGCGAGAGAGGGGAAUGAGGCCGCCAUUCGGCUGUUGCUUGAGAAGGGCGCUGAUCCUAACUCAAAGGACCACAAAGAUAAGACACCUCUAUGGUGGGCAACGGGGAAUGGGCAUGUGGCUGUCAUGCGGCUGUUAAUCGAGAAUGGCGCUGAUCCUAAGUUGAAGGAUGAGCAGGGUCGGACGCUGAUGUGGUGGGCGGCUGAGAACGGACACAAGACUGCUGUUCAGCUGCUCAAGGAUUACGGCAUCUCUAUGGAUGAAUACAUCGUCCUGCUGCAAAGAGCAGCUGAUAAAGCAUUUGAAAUCGGAGACCGUUUUAUUUGGGGUAGCGGCUAA